AUGAUAAUUGAUGUCAUAAUUGAUACAGAUGGCUCACAGUAUGAAAAUGGGGAAACGGCUCAUGAUGGAUCUCAAAUCGAGUCUCCAGAAACCCCUGAGAUGGAAUCUAACGGUAAUGGACACAAACAACUACUGAAUGGAGGAGAAACAGGAUUUACAGGCACAUCUCAGAUACAAGGAACAGAUGGUUUUGAUUCAUUUGGCACAAGCCCUCACCUGGAAAUUACAGGCAUAAUAGAUCAGUCAAGCCAUGACUUGCUUGUUGGCUUAAUGGGUGAGAGGACAGGAGAGAGCUUUGGUCCAGAGACUCAAACAGACGGGCUAGAUCACAUGGGACUCGCAUUUCAGGUGGAUUCGGCAGCUGCUGGCCUGAGCCCAGGGCACCCGUCCAGUGGCGGUCCAGUUCUAGACGCUCCUCCAGAUUAUCUGUCGGUUGACAAUGGGAACGGUGAUUAUACCCAUUCAAUCAGCAUGUCUGAUAAUGGAGCCCAAUCAAAAUCACCAGCUGAUACAACAGAUUCAUCUGUAGUCUUUGACACAAUGUCACAUCCGGGUCAUUCAUUCAUAGACUAUUCAGAUGGUGGGGCGGAUAACAAUGGUGCAGAUUUACCCGAUACAAACGGAAAUGGAAACGGUCGGCACAAACCUGUGGUAGACAUACAGAAAGGUGACCCUCCAGGCAUUCUUCUCGACAUCAGCGGAACAGGCCAUCAGGACGCAGCAACGGAGAUGCAUCACACAGCUGUUGGUGCACUUGAUCUAAACGACCACACUCUCAGUCCCUACACUGACAUGAUUGGAUUUGACAGUGUCACUGGUGCAAGGGUGCAGACAGAUAUGGCCGGAGCAGCAGGUGAUCCAGUGACUGACGGACAGACUCUAACAGACAUGACAGGGCAGGGACACUUAGCUGUGACAGACAGCAUGCCAAAUUACACAGCAGAUUCUGUGCGUGCGACUGGGACUGGAUUUACAGAUGCCUCAGAGACACAUAGUAGCAUGGUUCAGACAGACUUACCAGUCACAGGGGAUCAAUUCACAGGGGUUUCCUCACAGACAGAUGCCAUGGGCACAGGACAACCUGGUGCUACGGAACAAACACAGACAGCUGUAUCAGCAGGUGAACAGUACCACACAUCUGGUCAGGGUCCUGAAGGUGCAGAAAAUGUGGAACUGGAAGAUACCUGCUGACUUCCACAUGAAGCCGCAAGUGAGGUUUCUGCGCUACAGAUUUCAGUGUACGGACCCGUACGCCUGGCAGAAGAACCGUGAACCCGCCCGCUAGACUUUAGCUCUCCUUUGUGUGUGUGUCCGUUUGUUUUAUUUUUGACUAUUUAAACAUUCAGAGGAUACUGUAACUUAACGUUUUAUUGCGCCUGUUAAUAAAAGUGCCCUGUAAGUAUUUUAUUCAUUGGUACGAUGAAAGAAAAAUCAAAGGAGUCAAAUGGAGAAGAAAAAAAAUCACGAUUUAACGUAUUUGCUUUGUAAAUUCAAUGGUUGUUUUCCCCCAUAAUUGUCGCCACUGUAUUUUCUUGCCUAGAUGUUUAAGCAAUGUUCUUUACAAAUGUCACAAAUUGUAUAUUGCUGAAUGUAUGUCACUCAAAGAUAAUCUUUACAUUAAAUUGAACAUCUAUUUUGAACAUCAUAUUAAAAUAUUUGUCAUUUUACCUGAGAAAAUGCAUA
Messenger RNA from Sinocyclocheilus grahami, 1683 nucleotides. RefSeq lists its product as uncharacterized. The record is from RefSeq and is a predicted model, not a curated record. NCBI's taxonomy places the organism in Eukaryota, Metazoa, Chordata, Actinopteri, Cypriniformes, Cyprinidae. The transcript has 27 exons. Bases 1 to 1191 code for a protein of 396 amino acids.